CUGAUGUUUUUAUUUUUAUUUUCAAGCAUGCUGUAUAUACUAGUUGGUGUGUUUUGUUUGAGCUUAGCUUUUUGUACUUUGGAUGAAUCAAUGAAUAAUUGCAAAACACUUUGUGGACAUGGAUUUCAAUAGCGGGUAUACAAUAGAAAAGCAACAUAUUUUUGGAAUAGUAUGGUAAUUAAAUACUACUAUGUUGAAUUGUGAUCAACGUUUGUCAGAAUUUUAGCAACAUACAAGGUGAAACAUACAAAGAAGAGCUGACUCGCUGCUUCAUCAAAACAGUCGCUAUGCAUCGAAUAUCAGCUAUCAUCAUUUCAUUUUUAUGGAUUAAUAUUAUUUAUGGAGAAGAAUACCUGCGCUUCGAGGUUGAACCUGAAGAUAAUAUCGUGAAAAUUGGAGGUAGAGCAAGGUUGAAAUGUCUCACACGAAAUAUUAUAUCGAUUCCCCAAAUCACGUGGUACUUCAAUGACGUCAAGAUAGUUCAGGAUCCAGAUGCUUCCGAUUCACAGAAACAGCGUAGAAAGCGAAACAAAGAAGAUCGAUCGACGUUAUCGGACGAUCCUUACCUUAUACAAUCAGAAUCUAACUUGAUGUCAACAUCUUCGCGUUCGUUUUCCGAAUCACCGCGAAAAAAUUUCUUUCGAUAUUCUAAUACGAAGAAAACUAGGAGAAAAGAACAUAAUCGCAAAGGAAAACGAAAAAGGAAAAAACACGAAGACGACGAUUUUUUGUAUCCGACUAUGAGCCGGUAUGUCAGAAGCGUCGAUGAAACGAAAACUAUUGAUGCAAAAAUAUAUGGAAUUUCAAUAAAAAAGGGCCGUCUAUCCAUUCAAAAUUUUACUGAGAAAAAUCAAGGCUCCUAUUUUUGUGUUGCUGCAAAUCAAGAUGGUGCAAUAAAAAGCAAUGUAGCUUCAUUGAAAACUGCAUAUAUUUCAAAUUUCACCUCGUCGCCACAAGAAAAGUUCAAUGCAAAUCAUGUUUACGCAGUAAUACCAUGUGCAAUGCCUGAAAGUCGUCCACCUGCUAAACCAAGAUGGAAAGUAAAUGAGGAAUGGAUUGAAGACACAGUCGAUCCUUAUAUGGUAUUACCGUCUGGUGCUUUGCUGAUUAGAAACGUGACGUCAUUGGAUCAAUCGGUUUACCGAUGUGGGGCUUUCAACUCUAUCACUGGAGAACUGAAGAUGGCACCAAAGUCCAUUACUCUCGAAGUAGACGAAAUAAAGCCAUCUUCUCAGACCCGAAUGAUUUAUCCGAGUUCUGAUUCUCAACAGCCAUUUAACGUAACUGCUGAAGUUCAUCAAACGAAUGUAUUGUUAGAUUGUAUUUCUAAUGAUGACACAGAAUUGAAAUGGACUCGGGAAAAUGGAAUUAUGCCAGACUCAGCAAAAAUCAGCCGAGCUGGAUUGUCCUUGGAUGUGGCUUGGGAUUCUGGACAAUAUAGUUGCAAAUCACCAAACGGAUCCAUUUUAGCAACAUACAAUUUGAACGUAAUCGCGAAACCAGUAGCUGUUAUUCUCGGUCCCGAUAACUUUUCAAUCAAAGAUGAUGAAAUUAUAACAAUGGAAUGCGGGGUGCAUUAUUAUACUGGACUCCACACUAGAUGGGAAUGGUAUCACAAUGGAGAAAAAUUGAAGGACGCUAACGAUUCAAAACUCAAUGUCAGCAUUUCAAUUGGCUUCUCUUCCGGAUAUUAUCAAUGUCUGGCUAUCAAUGACCUUGGAUCAUCACACAAGAUUUUCAAAGUCGAAGUUGUAAAGGAAACCCCAGAAUCUCCUCAGCCUGUUCAAUCAGAAGAAUAUUUUACAGCAGAAACGGACUCGGACGGCGUCUCUACUCCGGUUAUCGAUAGAUCAAGAACACCAACACAAUCUACCUCGCAUACAUUAACAUGGAGUACAAGUGAUCUUGACGUCAAAUUAUUCAGCAUCAAAUAUUAUAAGGAGCCUGAUUUUGUGGACGGAGCUGCCAUAAACUAUCCUUGGAAUGUAGUGAACGUACCAGGCGAUCAACGCAAAGUUGUUCUGAAGAAUUUGGAACCUUCAAGCACGUAUGUGGUAGAAAUGGUCGCCAUAAGUCAAGCUGGGACAAGGAGUGACGUUGCUAUGUCAAGUUUCAACACGGGAAAAGAACCAGACCUGACAAAAGUAAGUUCUCCAGAUACACAAGUUCCUAGUACUAAUCCUGACAAACCCAGGAAGAGGGGUAGCGGUGGAAAGCGAAAUCCGGGUGGCGAUAAGGACAAUGAUGCAAAUAUGCCGAAAGCACCCUCGCGGCCACAAGUAACAGCUAUUUCUGCUCACAAAGUGUCCUUGAUGUGGAAUCCCCGAGGAAACGGAGGUUCACCUAUCAUCGGUUACAAAAUUCAAAGGAAAGAUAUGGAAGGCAAAUUUGGAUGGGAAACGAUAAGCGAUUCAAACGUUUAUCCCUACGAGAUCGGCAAUCUGCAAAGAGGCAAGACUUACAAAUUCCGUGUGAUAGCUUACAAUCAUUUCGGCGAUUCUCAACCAUCAUCAGCAUCGAAACCUUAUCCUAAACGAAGAAGACCUCAGCUAUUAGAAGAUCCACCUUAUAUAAGAGAUGCUACAACUCAGGGAGAGACGGACAUCGUCAUAUACUGGAAGUUUGAUAACGUCCCACCGUCAUCUAUUUCUGGAUAUUACAUUUACCAUCGACCCACGGACAGUGAUAACGAAGAAGAUUACAAAAGAAAUGUAGUAGAAAAUCCUACUGCUACUUCGUAUGUUCUCAAAGGUUUACAACCAGAAAUGCAAUACGACAUUAAAAUUCAGGCCUUCAAUAGUCUCGGGCGAUCACCCUUUUCCAACGUUAUGCUGAUUGAAACACCGGAACCAGGCGGACCAAAUAGCUCGGUAACCAUAAUUGAUAACGGACUUCCAGACCCUGUUGCAGCUCCGGAUGUAGUUAUUCCGGAUACAGACCGGAACGAUCCAGCGCGCGACAAAGCAUAUCAACGCAAUACGAUGUUCCUUAUUACCGGAGCUGUGAUCGGAGUCGUACUCAUUAUUUUACUCAUAUCCGUGUUUUGUUACUGGAGAAGACGGAGCGAGCAGAACUCUCAAGCAUCACCUGGAAUGAAACAUAAAAAUGGAUACAUUCAAGGAAAACCCAAUCACAUUAAUAUGAAGAAGUUAGAUUCGAAUGGUCAUCUAACACCGAACAGUUCCAGCGAUGCUGAUCGUUAUUGUCACUCUCCUCAUGACACUAGAUGUCAUUGUUCACGUCACCAUAGCAACCAUUCUAGUCUAGGAAGAGAAGUAGACUACUCUGCAUACCCAAUGCCUCAUGGACCCGGUUAUCCGGGUAAUUGGAGCCCCAGUAAUUACCCCAACAUACACUCAAACCCAAUGCAUAUGUAUGUGGACCACAGGCACCCUUACUACCCUCCACAUGGGUUGGGAAGAGGUAUGCCUGUCCCUGGCGGCCCACCAAGUUGGUGGGUUAGGGGCAAUAACGGAGAGUUUUGUCAUAUAGUUCCGGGCGACGCUAGAAAACUAGGUGGUGAUGGGAGUAUACAAGUGAUGGGUCCUUACUCAGCCCCAGGGGGACAUAUGGUAAUGAGGACAUACGACGGGAACGUCACCACGGGGGAUUACGAGGACUCAGUACAAAGGCCGGAUAACGGUUACCAUAGUAACGAAGAUGGCACAAGGACAAGUUCGGAUUCCCAAGCCGAGAAAUCUGACGACGCUACCCAUGACGAUGACGCGAACAGCGCAGGCGCGGCGACAUCCGGGGUCGUGACCCUCAACGAUGACGUCACCAUCGAUAGCCGUCCGUCAUCCCCCGUCGCAGAUGACGACAACAACAAUGAUUCAGAUCGAGAUUUUGUUGAUAGUAGUUAUCCAGAAACCGAUCGCCCGGAUAAUCCGGAUACUCUUGUAUCCGAAAAGAUUGUUCUUCAAAGCGUAGAUAGUGAAAAUUUGCCAGAAAAUUGCGACAUGGCCGUUGAUGAAAAUACAAUUUUUUUAAAUAAUAAUAAUAAUACAGAGACAAAAUCGACAUAGCAUCUUUUUUUUUUAAUUCCAGCGCUCAUAAAUUCAAAAUUGUUGAAUUAAGCAAGUUUGUUAGUCAAUGUUGUAAAUUCCAUUCGUAUUUCGAAAUCCGAGUGUAUUUUACUUAAUUUUUAACAGCACUGUCGUUUCGCCUCGAUGGCACGAUUCAUCUAUGGCCAUGUUUAAAAAUACGACUUCUUGUAUUUGGGUUAACGUGCAAGGAUCUCUUUCACAAUUUAUUUUCUACAAAAAUAUUUUUAAAAUCAUGUUUCUUUUUUUAAUAUCCUAUUAUUUUGAUUUUUUUGCAUGAAAUAUUUUUAUAUCUUAUAUAUCAACACAGCCAUAUUAUUGCAAAUUUGCUCCUUUUUGUUCAUUUUUACAAUAUUUUAACACAUGCGGGUUCUGCAUUCGCACACACAAUCUGCACAUUUCUAUUACAUUCAAUGAUAUACAAUUUGUUUAAAGGUGUCGAAACUCGAUGUACGAUUCGCUUUAAAAAUAAUAUAUUCCGAGAUAUUUCACGGUCAGGCCUACUGCAUUAUUCCGUUGCCAACUUACAAACAAGCUUCGUUUAAUUUUUUAUUCUUAAGCUAGCAUAACUGGGUUCAGUAUGGAAAAUUUAUUGUGUCAAUUCGCACACCUUCAUUAAAUUUAAUCCCUGAACAGGUGGAAGUUGUAUUGGCAGUUAUUACUUACAUUACACGUACAGAAAUUAAAUACUUUACCGACACACGGUUUUUUUUUGGUACAAAAUUUGGUUACAUCUUUUAGCUGUAUUUUUCAUCCGGUAGCCAACUGCACCAUAAUGUUUGCGAAAGCAGUAUUGAACAGAGGUGAGAAGCCGUCCUGCAAGAUUUGUUCACACAUUUAUUUAAACUUUUUCUGAUAUUUUUCAUUCGGUGCCUGACCUCACAUCAUUUAUGUUUUGUUCCCAUUAUUUUUCGAUAUUUUAUUGUUUAUUUGUGUGUUAUUUUUAUAUUUACAAAAAGUUUCAUUUCGCUCUACAUAUUGCACUGUUAUGCCGCAUUCUGUCUGAUUUUACAUUUUCUUUCCACGCGGUAAAAUUAUUUUUAUUAUUAUUGUUAAUAUUCGACAAGCAUAGGCUAUUUUAUCUCCGUGUGGGAACGAAUAUUUCUGUUUUAAUAAAAAACGAAAUCGUAAUAUUUGCCGCGUUUACCUACUUUGUUCUUGAGAAAAUAUAAGAAUCGGUAUUCUG
Molecule: messenger RNA, 5229 nt
Organism: Styela clava
Lineage: Eukaryota; Metazoa; Chordata; Ascidiacea; Stolidobranchia; Styelidae
Product: brother of CDO-like
Biological process (GO): cell-cell adhesion; nervous system development
Molecular function (GO): protein binding
Source: RefSeq, a predicted model, not a curated record